Messenger RNA from Thalassophryne amazonica, 6368 nucleotides. Its product is annotated as protein diaphanous homolog 1-like. Gene Ontology annotation, cellular component: actin filament; cytoplasm. The record is from RefSeq and is a predicted model, not a curated record. The transcript is spliced from 28 exons. Bases 624 to 4313 code for a protein of 1229 amino acids. Gene Ontology annotation, biological process: actin cytoskeleton organization; actin filament polymerization. Gene Ontology annotation, molecular function: actin binding; small GTPase binding; microtubule binding. Lineage: Eukaryota; Metazoa; Chordata; Actinopteri; Batrachoidiformes; Batrachoididae.
GCUGUCACUCACAACAGGAAGAGUGGUAGUGCUAAACACUCACCGUUGUCACUGAGGAGUUAAGGAGAGGGGAAAAAAAAAGUUACGUGUUCAUAGUUUUAGAAACGAAGCUGGGAAACACAGAGGAGGGAAGUCCCCCGCAAAGUUGUCUUUCUUCCAGCCACCGAAGUUGCUCGUGAAGUAGGGCGACUUCACACAAACUCUUUCAGGAAGGCUAGCCAAGCUAAAGCUAACGUUAGCCGUGCGCUUGCUGCUGCGAGUAAAGGUUUCUGAAUUUUCGAGUUCCUGUUGACAACGCUUCGCUUUGUUUUACACGCGAAUUAUGGGGGGAGUAUAAUAGUUGGUUGUGGCGUAUCGCCGCAACAGGUUGUUUCAUACUUUUGCUGUAUCAUUUUUGUGUUUGUGCUUUAAAUUUCCCUCCUUACAAUCAGACGGUUUAACGGUGUCUGUGCCUACCUACCAAAUCAUUAGCAGACCUGUGCUAGUUAGCCACUAUCUCAGGUCGAAUGGAAUAAGUAGUUUUUCCCUCCCCCGUCAUACGUUUUUGAGCUUCAGUCCAGAGAUUACCGCCACACGGGUUUAUUUUGACUACUCAAUCCAAGGAAUCGGAUUAACGCGUAAAUAUGGAUCCACAGUCAGGGAAUUCCGCAUCUGCUGCUGGUUCCAAGAAAGACAAGAAAGCAAAGAAGAGCUAUGAGGAUGGAGAUGGAAAGAAGAAAUUUACACUGAAACGACUAAUUCCUGAUGAGCUGGAGCGUUUCACCAGCAUGAGGAUCAAAAAGGACAAGGAGAAGCCCGGUCAUGUGCCAGCUCAGCGUCACUCUUCAGCUGCCAGCUACGAGAUCAGUGCCCAGAGUGCCAUGCUUCAUGAUCUUUCUGAUGAUUAUGUCCUGGAACUAUUUGAACAGAUGCUGGUGGAUAUGAACUUAAAUGAGGAGAAACAGCAGCCUCUAAGAGAAAAGGACAUCAUAAUCAAACGGGAGAUGGUUUCCCAAUACCUCCACACCUCUAAAGCUGGACAAGACCAGAAGGAGAGCUCCAGAUCUCCUAUGAUGUACAUCCAGGAAUUAAAGUCAGAGUAUCGAGACUCACAGUUGUUGAGCUGUCUGGAAUCUCUCCGGGUUUCACUCAAUAAUAAUCCUGUGAGUUGGGUGCAGAACUUUGGAGGAGAGGGCUUGGCUCUGUUGUUGAACCUACUCAGAAGACUGCAGGAGGAGAAAGAGGAGUACUCAAUUAUGGGAGUGAAAUGUCAACACGAGAUCAUUCGCUGUCUCAAAGCCUUUAUGAAUAACAAGUAUGGUCUAAAAUCCAUGCUGGAGUCAAAGGAGGGAAUUCCUCUUCUGGUCAGAGCCAUUAACCCAAGGGUUCCUCAUAUGAUGGUGGAUGCUGUCAAGCUGCUUUCUGCCAUCUCCAUUUUGGAGCAUCCUGAAAAUCUUCAUGAGCGUGUUCUGGAGGCCAUCACAGAGGAGGCAGAGAAACAAGACAUUGAGCGGUUUCAGCCACUUAUGGAUGGCAUAAGUGUUCAAAACGUGGCUCUUAAGGGUGGCUGUAUGCAGCUGAUCAACGCAUUGAUCAGCCGGGGAGAGGAACUGGACUUCAGGAUUCAUAUUCGCUCUGAACUGCUAAGACUGGGACUUAGAGAUCUGCUGAAGGGGGUGAGGACAAUAGAAAAUGAAGAGCUGAGGGUGCAGCUUAGUGUGUUUGAUGAGCAGGCUGAAGAUGACUCUGAGGAGCUCAAAGCACGUCUUGAUGACAUCCGAAUCGAGAUGGAUGAUGUGAGGGAUGUGUUUGAGAUCCUUGUCAACACGGUAAAAGACUCAAAGGCUGAAAACAACUUUUUGUCCCUGCUGCAACACCUGCUGCUGGUCCGUAAUGAUUACAUGGCCAGGCCUCAGUACUACAAGUUGAUAGAUGAGUGUGUUGGUCAGAUUGUUCUUCACAGAAAUGGAGCGGACCCUGACUUCAAGUGCCGCCACCUCAGACUAGACAUUGAAGGCUUGAUUGAUAAUAUGGUGGACAAGACAAAGGUGGAAACCAGUGAGGCUAAAGCCACUGAGCUGGAAAAGAAGCUUGAUGCAGAGCUGACAGCACGCCACGAGUUGCAGGUGGAGCUGAAGAAACUGGAGGGUGACUAUGAGCAAAAAGUACAGGAGCUGUGUCAAGAGAAGGAACAGUUGACUUCCUCUAAGCUGGAGCGAGACAAAGAGAAUCAAAGACUCCAGCAGCAGCUCAGCACUCUACAGCAGCAGAUUGAAAAGCUGUCCCAGGAAUUGGAAGAAGCCAAGACUAAAAUUGUUACACUUUCUGUUACACCGCCAACAACUAAGGUGCCAUCUCUGCCUACUGCCUCACCUGCACCACCGCGUGAUGGGAGCCUACCUAUUCCACCACCAGCUCCUCCUCUCCCAGGACAUGCUAGUAUUCCGCCACCACCUCCCUUACCUGGUAUGCCAGGUCCUCCACCACCUCCCCCUCUCCCUGGCAUGCCAGGUCCUCCACCGCCUCCGCCACUCCCCGGUAUGCCAGGUCCUCCACCGCCUCCGCCACUCCCCGGUGUGCCAGGUCCUCCACCACCUCCGCCUCUUCCGGGUAUGUCGGGUCCUCCACCGCCUCCACCCUUACCUGGAAUGGGACCACCACCGCCACCACCACCACCUGGCGGUCCUGGUAUUCCUCCACCACCUCCAGGCUUUGGCAUGCCUCCACCUCCAUCAUUUGGCAUGGGGGCAUGGGGAGCUGCACCAGUUGUGCUACCCUUUGGCCUUCAGCCUAAGAAAGAAUAUAAACCUGAGGUUCAACUGAAGAGAGCCAACUGGAGCAAGAUUGGACCCGAAGACCUUUCCCAGAACAGUUUCUGGACCAAGUCAAAAGAAGACUGUUAUGAAAACGAUGAGCUGUUUGCCAAACUCACCUUGGCCUUUUCCUCACAGACUAAGACCACUAAAGCCAAAAAGGAGCAGGCUGGUGGAGAAGAAAAACAGGCUCAGAAGAAGAAGGUGAAGGAGUUAAAGGUUCUAGAUGCAAAGUCUUCACAGAACCUCUCCAUUUUUCUGGGAUCGUUCCGUCUUCCUUAUGAAGAGAUUAAGUGUGCCAUCCUUGAAGUUAAUGAAAAAAUCAUCACAGACUCCAUGGUUCAGAAUUUGAUCAAACAACUGCCUGCGCCCGAACAGCUAAGUGUCCUCGGGGAGAUGAAGGAUGAAUAUGAUGACCUGGCUGAGGCUGAACAGUUUGGAGUUGUGAUGUCCAGUGUGAAGCGGCUGAUGCCACGGCUUCAGGCCAUGCAGUUCAAGUUGCAAUUUGAUGAGCAUCUAAACAACAUAAAACCAGAUGUUGUGUCUGUGACAGCAGCUUGUGAGGAGGUUAGGAAUAGCCAGUCCUUCUCAAAACUACUCCAGAUCAUCCUCCUUGUUGGCAACUAUAUGAACUCCGGAUCCCGCAAUGGAAAAGCAUUUGGCUUCACAUUGUCAUACUUGUGCAAGUUAUGUGACACCAAAUCAGCUGAUCAUAAGCAGACGCUGCUCCACUUCCUUGUUGAUGUCUGCCAGCAGAAUCAUCCUGAUGUCAUGAGCUUCCCUGACGAGCUCAUCCAUGUUGAAAAGGCCAGCAGAGUUUCUGCUGAAACACUUCAGAAGAACCUGGAGCAGAUGGGCCGUCAGAUUAAGAACUUGCAGAAAGAUCUGGAUACUUUUCCUCCUCCACAGAGUGACAAGGAUUUGUUUGUGGAGAAAAUGUCCAGUUUUGUGGGAAGUGCCCUGGAGCAAUAUGAGAAGCUGGACCUCAUGCAUAAAAAUAUGGAAAAGCAAUACACUGACUUGGGAGAAUAUUUUGUUUUUAAUCCCAGAAAGAUCUCUGUAGAAGACUUUUUUGGGGACCUCAAUACCUUCAAAAACAUGUUCCAGCAAGCAGUGAAGGAGAAUCAGAAGAGAAAGGAGGCUGAAGAGAAGAUCAGGAAGGCCAAACUGGCCAGGGAGAAGGCAGAAAAGGAGAAGGAGGAGAAACUAAAGAAGAGCCAGCUCCUUGACAUCAACGCAGAGGGUGAUGAAACUGGUAUUAUGGAUGGGCUCUUGGAGGCGCUGCAGUCUGGUGCUGCUUUUAGACGAAAGAGAGGACCCCGGCAAGCAGCUAACCACAGAAGAGCUGGACAUGCUGUGACCAACAUUCUAGCCAAAGAACUGAUGCAGGAAGAAACCCCUUCAUCAAGUAAAUCACCUGCCAAGAAAAAGAAGGUGACAGAAGAGGCAGAGGAGCCUAAAACACAAGGGGCAGAGUCGUUGGAGGAGUUACUGGAGGCUGCACCUCCUCGAUCCAGUUAGACCACCUGGAUAAAAAGGCUUCCUAUGACAGAUCUACAGGAGUAUCAAUCAGAAAGAAACCCAGCUUCAUUUCUCAGCUGUUUUGGGGCCAAUUUCAACCUGAACAACAUCAUUUCAGCUUCAUGUUGCACCUCAACUUAACAGGACUGAUUUAGGAUAGAAACAACUGUAUGUUCUGGGAGGACGGGUUAAAGCAGGAGAUGAGGGCUUCUCUCUCUCUCUCUCUCUCUCUCUCGAAACCUUGAAGUCCUCUAUCAACCUUUGGAUCAUUGCCAAUAUCAUAUAAAUUUAAUGUUUUUCUCCAGCUUGUGCACAUAUCAUUUCUGUUUUUGUAUGUCUGCUUCAUUUAACUUCUCUGUUGUUCCAAAAAAAAAAAAAAUUGGGGGGAUUCCAGUUAUUCCUGCUUUUUACUCAUAGGUCCAAACCCUGAACGUACACUGGAAAUGUCUGCAGUUCGGCGCAGCCUGCAUGCACAGCUUAUUUUUUGUAGUAUGUUGUUGUUCCUAUCUGUGAUUGGUUUAUUUUUGUUGCUUCAAACAUCAAAAUAAUGCUUUACAAUUGAAUACUGUAUAUAAAUGUUAAUCACUUUUGCUGUAUUUUCCCCCCAAAAAGUGCCAACCAUUAGAAAUUCAGUUUUAUAAUUUCACUCACAGGUUUUUGCGCCCCCCACAUCAAGCUCACACACACAGUUUGUUAGGCGCCCGUGUGUAGAUCAGACCUAGAAACAGUCACAAGAGUGUGUGCUUCAAUGUGUUGUUUCUGAGAGGGAUUUACUUCACGUACAUCCAGGGCAUAGAACUUCCCUAAAGUUAAGUAUCACAUACAUUCAUGUAAGAGUGUGGAAAUUCAAUUAGUUUUGAACAUUUAUUUGGAAAAGGUGUAGCCAUGUUUCGAAACAGUCCUGUUACUUCCAGAGUGGGAGCUAGUUGUGAGGAAGUGUGGACUUCAUGAGUCAGAUGAACCAAAAACGGUUUUAUUUUUCACAGGGCAUAUCUGUACCAAUUUAGCUUGAGGAGUUUGCCUGGUUGUGUUUUUGUCUGAGGGUGUCUGCUCAGUAAGCAACCUAUAUUUAGUUUUCUGUUGUGCAUGUGUACUGUCUGUAAUUACUGUAUGGUACUGAGUCAGACCAUGUUGUCACAAACUCUAGCUUUUAUAAACAGCUCUGUGGUAUUUCUGCUAAGGAUGUUCCACACUGGAUAAACUGCCCAAAAACUGUUGAGACAAGUCUGUGUGUGUUUACACACUCCCACCUGAAUGUCUGCUCUUGCUACCAUUUGUAUUCAGUAUUGAUCAUCUUGUAUGGUUCCAUGGUGUUCUGUACCUGACAGGAGCGAGCGCUUCAAAUCCAUGCAAUAUUUAUAUCUAUGCAAAUGCUAGUGGUGCAUCUCAACAUCAGGAUGUAAGAGAGCCUGAGUGAAUGUCUUAUUUUCCUCUAUCAACUUGCUGAUUCCAGAUCACUGCUUCAUGAUGCUGGUAACAGAGGGAUGGCAUUUUUCCAAAUGUUAUCAUUUACGAGUUAAGAUCUUUUUUUUUUUUUUUUUUUCCUCUCAGGACUGUUCACUGUGGACAUGGAGAAACUCGCACUUACACAAAUUAAAGGGCAUAAUUUAACAAGUAGAUUUUUUGUGAUCAAUGGCUAGUAUUUCAAUUUAAUUCACUGAUGAUUAAACGUUUAUGUUGAGUGGAAGAAAGCACAUUUGAUUGCUGUCUGCACUUAAGCACAAACAUGCUGUUAUAUGUUUAAACUGCAGGCGCUGUGUCUGGAAUACUGUACUCUUCACUUGGACAGGCUUGUUUAAAUGACUGUUUACUGGAUAAUGAAAAGUGCAGAUAGAACGAGUAACAUCACUGGAAUAUAAUUUUUCUGGAAUGUCAUUCCUUGUUUAAUUGUCGUUCAUUUUUAAGAGAUGGUUUUGCUCUAAUUUUUUACAGUUUAUUUUAAUGCAUUUGAAUGGAAAGUUUUUUUUUUUCUGAGAUUGCUUUAUGUACACACAAUGAUGCACGUUGACAUUCUAUUUGCUACACAGAAUUAUUAAAAAUAUCCAGUAAUUUAAA